Quercus lobata is the source of this 600-nucleotide messenger RNA. RefSeq lists its product as uncharacterized. The coding region runs from base 1 to 600 and encodes 199 amino acids. Lineage: Eukaryota; Viridiplantae; Streptophyta; Magnoliopsida; Fagales; Fagaceae. The record is from RefSeq and is a predicted model, not a curated record. The transcript has a single exon.
AUGAGUAAGGCCCUGGACCGCAUCUUCCAGUCGCCUUUCACGCGCAGAAUAGAGGAAGCAGAACUUCCUCGGCGGUUCCAUCAACCAACCUUUGCCAUAUACAAUGGUCGGACAGACCCAGUAGAGCAUGUAAGUCAGUUUAAUCAGAGGAUGGCCGUCCAUUCCAAGGACGAGGCGUUGAUGUGCAAGGUGUUUCCAUCCAGCUUGGGACCUAUGGCGAUAAGAUGGUUUGAUGGCCUUAAGCCAAAUUCCAUAAAUUCCUUUAAGCAGCUGACACAGGCCUUUGGCUCCCGUUUCAUUACCAGCAGCAGAGUCCCUCGGCCCCUGGAAUCCCUCCUAUCCCUGUCCAUGCGAGAAGGAGAGACACUGAAGGCCUAUUCAGACAAGUACUGGGAAAUGUACAAUGAGAUAGAGGGAAACUACGACGACGUUGCCAUUAGCACAUUCAAAAGGGGCCUACCGACAGAACACGGUUUAAGAAAAUCCCUGACUGGGAAGCCGGUCACUAGUGUGCGUCAACUCAUGGAUAGAAUUGACAAGUACAAAAGGGUCGAGGAGGACCAGCAGACGGGGAAGGGCAAAGCGAAGGUUGUCCCUUAG